Macadamia integrifolia is the source of this 2490-nucleotide messenger RNA. Its product is annotated as subtilisin-like protease SBT5.4. Gene Ontology annotation, molecular function: serine-type endopeptidase activity. The coding region runs from base 58 to 2364 and encodes 768 amino acids. The transcript has 7 exons. Gene Ontology annotation, biological process: proteolysis. NCBI's taxonomy places the organism in Eukaryota, Viridiplantae, Streptophyta, Magnoliopsida, Proteales, Proteaceae. The record is from RefSeq and is a predicted model, not a curated record.
CUGCCGUGGUUGAGCAUUUGGAAACGAAGGAAGGAGAAGCAAAACUACAGAGAAUCAAUGGGGAGGUUCUCAAGGAUUCCGCUUUUCCUUCUUUCUGCCUUAUUUUUCUCCAUGCUGCAGAGACCCACGUUCGCUAUCAAGAAGUCUUAUGUGGUAUACAUGGGGUCACAUUCACAUGGUCCGGAAAUUUCACAAGCUGAUCUUGAUCUAGCGGCAAAUUCACAUUACCAGUUUCUUGGAGAAUUCGUUGGAGGCGCCGACCAAGCCAAAGAAUCCAUUUUUUACAGCUACACAAGACAUAUCAAUGGUUUUGCAGCGACCCUUGAAGAAGAAAAAGCAGCUGAGAUCGCAGAGCAUCCCAGGGUCAUAUCUGUCUUCCCAAACAGAGAACUGAAAUUUCAUACAACCCGGUCGUGGGAUUUUCUUGGACUGGAAAAAAAUGGUGCAGUUCAACCUGGUUCAAUCUGGGAGAAGGCCAGAUUUGGGGAAGAUACAAUUAUUGGGAAUCUUGAUGGUGGUGUUUGGCCGGAAUCAAAGAGCUUUAGCGAUGAUGGGUAUGGACCCAUUCCAUCAAGGUGGAAAGGAGGGUGUACGGACACUACCCCUGACGGAGUACAUUGCAACAGGAAGCUGAUUGGAGCCAAGGCAUUCAACAAAGGGUACCUAUCAGAAAUGGGCGAAACCUUCAACAGCACACGCGACAUCGAUGAUGGUCAUGGGACCCACACCUUAUCGACGGCUGCCGGAAACUUCGUCCAAAACGCCAAUAUCUUCGGAUUCGGCAACGGCACAGCCAAGGGAGGAGCGCCAAGGGCACGCGUAGCCUCUUACAAGGUGUGUGGUAAGGAUAGCUGUUUCGAGGCCGACACCAUCGCUGCUUUCGAUGCCGCCAUCCACGAUGGUGUCGACGUCCUUUCUAUGUCCCUGGGGGACGUCCCCAAAGACUACUUAUCUGACGGCAUGGCCAUCGGCUCUUUCCACGCCGUUAAGAACGGUAUCCUUGUGGUAGCCUCGGCCGGGAACAAUGGUCCGAAACCUGCCUCGGUCUCCAACUUGGCCCCCUGGUUAUUCACGGUGGCCGCCAGCACCAUGGACCGCCAAUUCCCGGCUUACGUGAAACUUGGCAACAAUAAGCAGUUGAAAGGGCAGAGCCUCUCCCCGAUUUUCCUGCCCUCAGACGGAAAAAUGUACCCUCUGGUGAGCGGUGCAGCCGCAAGAGCCAAGAACACUUCGGAAUCGGAAGGCAAGAUUUGUGACGGGGCGCUGGACCCACUGCUAGUAAAGGGGAAGAUAGUGGUUUGUGUUGACGGUUGGAAUGGGGUGGUGGAGAAGGGAGUGAACGCACUCUCGGCAGGGGCUGUGGGUAUGAUAUUGGUUCACAAGGUUGACGCCGAUGUGAUCCCCUCACUUCACAUGCUCCCUGCGUCUCAUCUAUCAAGCAAGGAAGGUCUUAUCGUGUUCGAGUACAUAAACUCGACGAAAGCACCCAUGGCUUACAUCUCACCAGUCACGACGGAGCUAGGGACGAAGCCAGCACCUUUGAUGUCCGCGUUCUCCUCCCGGGGACCUAACGUUGUGACUCCCGAGAUUCUCAAGCCCGACAUCACUGCACCAGGGGUGAGCAUCAUCGCCGCCUUCAGCGAAGCAUUGGCACCCUCCGAACUGUCUUCUGAUACUAGACGGGUUCCCUUUGCCACUAUGUCAGGGACGUCCAUGUCUUGCCCUCACGUUGCUGGUGUUUCUGGCCUCCUCAAGACUCUCUACCCCCAUUGGAGUCCCGCCGCCAUCAGAUCUGCCAUCAUGACCACCGCAAGCACAAGGGAUAAUGUGAGGCAACCGAUGUUGAAUUCGACAAAUAUGAGAGAAACACCAUUUAGCUAUGGAGCUGGACACGUUCGACCGAACCGUGCAAUGGAUCCUGGUUUGGUUUAUGACCUAACGCCCAUUGACUACUUGAACUUCCUAUGUGCCAUUGGCUACAACGGAACUUCAAUCAGGGUUUUUUCUGAGACGAAGCUACCUUACAGAUGCCCUAAUCCAGCCAUCACUCUCCUGGACUUCAACUAUCCUUCCAUCACAGUACCCAAACUCUCCGGCUUUGCCAUUUUGACUAGAACACUGAAGAAUGUUGGGUCUUCUCCAGCUACAUACAAGGCCAAGAUUCGUUCUCCCUCUGGAAUUUCUGUUUUGGUGGAACCAAAGAUGCUAACAUUCGAUUCAGUUGGACAAGAGAAGACAUUCAAACUAACCCUUACGACAAAGAGACCUGGUUAUGCUACAGACUAUGUAUUUGGGCAGCUUAAAUGGUCUGAUGGGCUUCACCACGUCAAGAGUCAAAUUGUGGUUAAGUCUGCUGCAACCUAACAUAGAGUUUUCUAUUUUUUUUUCUCUAUCUGCUUGGAUGAAAUGAGAUGUAAAGAGUCCUUAUUUGGGCGGCACAUGAAAUCAAAGCCUUGAAAAUAUAAAACCACAUUUUCAUAAUUUGAGACA